Molecule: messenger RNA, 1710 nt
Organism: Phyllotreta striolata
Lineage: Eukaryota; Metazoa; Arthropoda; Insecta; Coleoptera; Chrysomelidae
Source: the annotation of a GenBank genome assembly
AUGCCCGAGAACAAGCCAAUCGAUGAAAAAACCAAGUUACAAAGUGAAACCUACAAGCCCAUAUCUGAAAGAGAAAUGGAGGAAGAAGCGGCCUCGAGAAGCAAAACUGACAAAUCGAAGUUCAAGGAACCUGAUGGAGCAGACGAAAGAAUGUUGUCCAACGAAGACAGCAAAGUUUCGGUAAAUUCCGAGAUUCCCAUGAAAGAUAUCAAAAUUGUAAUGACCGAGAAGAACGGGGAUGCUAAAGUCGAAGAAGAAGACGAAAAAAAGUUCGGGGGCCUCUCCAAAGAGGAACUCAUGAAAUUCGCCAACGAUCCGUUUUGGGUGCGAUUGCGUUGGUUCCUUUUCAUCACAUUUUGGGUACUCUGGGCCGCCAUGCUCUUCGGAGCCAUUAUGAUUAUCUACGCAGCGCCUAAAUGCGAUCCACCACCGCCCAGAACAUGGUGGCAAGUUGGACCGCUCGCUGAAGUCAAGGACAGCAUAAGCUCGGAGAAGAUGAAAUCUUUGACUAACAUCAAAGGGUUGAUAAUAUCGUUCAAUGAUGACCCCUAUCAAUCGGUGAACGAUUCACAUGCCGUUAUUCAGCUGAUCAAAGAUGCGCAAGAGGCCGGUAAAAAAGUGAUAAUCGAUUUGGAUCCCUCGACAACUAACAUGUGGUUCGAAGAAAGCCAGAACAAUAAUUCGCUAUACGCGGAUUAUUACAUAUGGAAGAAGCCCAAGUACACCGGAGACGUUCGCGAACCGCCCAACAAUUGGAAAUACCUAAACAACACUUCGUCGUGGGUGUAUUCCCCGAAACGCAACCAGUAUUACUACGCUCCGUUGUCGGCCCCGCACCUGAACUUCCGCAAUCCGGCGGUGGCGGAGGAGUUCGCUGGGGUCGUGAAGAAGUUCGCGAAGCUCGGGGCGUCGGGCGUCCGCGUCCGGAACGCCCCGUUGCUGCUGGUCGAUCCGAAUUUCGAGGAGGAGACGCUGAUAACGAACAAAGUGGGCAUCAACAUUGGCGAGCCGGGCUUCUUCGUGCCGUCGAAGACCCGCGAUCUGCCCGACGUGGGUAGUUUGCUGUUCAAUUGGAAUAAGGUGGUGAAGAACGUGACCGAAGGCGGCCCGUUGAUGAUAGACGAAGAGAUAAGUAAAAUAAAUUCUUAUACGGUUUUUAAGAACGUCGUCGUGGAUCUGCCGCUGUUGGUGAACGUUUUCAGUAAACCCAACGUGACGGCUAUCGUUCAGAAAUUGAACGAAACGUUUAAAGUUGAUAACAUUAAAUGGCCUCUGUGGAAGGAAAAUAAUUCAUCUUUACCUUCGGAUGUGGUUGAAAUUGUUACAAACCUUUUGCCGGGUGCGACACUUGUGGAUGUAAAUACCACCACUGAUGCAGCUAUAAGUAAAAUCAGAGAUUCUCCGUCGAUCAUGAGGGGAAAUUGCGAUAUGUACUCCAUCAACAACGACACCGUGUUCGGGUUUAUCAGGGAAAUAGCUGGUAAUCCUGGUGUCCUCGUUUUACUGAACACUGCCAACAAAUUGGCCACUGUUAAUAUCAACCAAGAUAUACCGCCUUUAUCGAAAUUAGAGGAGGUUACCAUACAGUAUUACAGUCAAAAUUAUAAUGUCACGGAGUAUAAGGAUAUCGGCGCCAAGAAGGGUGUAACCGAUAUUCCAUUAGCUCCAAAGUCAGUUUUAGUUCUUCAGUACGUUCCAAAGAAAGAAUAA